Molecule: messenger RNA, 2345 nt
Organism: Agrilus planipennis (emerald ash borer)
Lineage: Eukaryota; Metazoa; Arthropoda; Insecta; Coleoptera; Buprestidae
Product: sodium- and chloride-dependent glycine transporter 1-like
Exons: 6
Coding region: 183-2099 (638 amino acids)
Biological process (GO): sodium ion transmembrane transport
Cellular component (GO): membrane
Molecular function (GO): glycine transmembrane transporter activity
Source: RefSeq, a predicted model, not a curated record
UGUACGCCUAAGUAUUUGUUUAAAUAUAAGUGAACCACAUUUAAAGAUUGAUUACAAAAAUUUAUAUAGAUACCUAAGUAGAUAUAUCUACAGCUUUUAGCAUAUUUAUUCAUUCAAAAAAGGUUUUAUUUUACCACUAUCGAGCUCGUUCGUUUUGUAUCUUUUGUGAAUAAAUUACAUGAAUGGCUAUUGAAAAGUUAGAAAAUAAUUUUCAAAAAGCGGACCAAUUUAAAGUAACACUCCAGGAUGUCAAAAAAAAUGGUGUGGAAGAUACAAGGUCCAAAGAACUUCCCGAAAUAAUAGAAAGAGCUAGUUGGGGUAAACCAUUAGAAUUUAUUAUGUCCUGCUUGUGUUACGCCAUAGGACUGGGAAAUGUUUGGAGGUUUCCAUAUUUAUGCUAUAAAAAUGGCGGAGGGGCCUUCUUGGUGGCUUAUUGUAUUAUGUUGAUCGUAAUGGGAAUGCCGAUAUUUUUGCUAGAACUUUCUCUGGGACAAUAUACAGGGGUCGGUCCUGAUCAAGUAUUCAAAAGGAUAGCGCCCUUAUUUUCCGGACUGGGAUAUUGUUGUUUGGUCGUAAUCUAUUUAAUUACCGUUUAUUACAUGGUCAUUAUUGGCUGGACGAUAUUCUACUUUAUUGAAUCGUUUAAUGCCGAAUUGGGAUGGGGUUCGUGUCAGCACAGCUUCAAUACUAAAGUAUGCUUCAGUGCCGUUGAAGAAGCAAAAUGUAACAGCUCGGAGAUCUUUUACAAUUUUACGUGCUACCCGGUCUUAAAUAUUUGUCAAGAGGGUGGUUACAAAACCAGCAUCAACAGAACUUGUUACAACGAAGAUGGUUCUUCUAUAAGGGUAACAGCUCUUGUUAAUAGAACGUUAUCUUCAGAGGAAUAUUACAAUAACUACAUUCUGGGAUUAGAAGGAGCGUCAUGGGACGAUUUUGGUUAUCUCCGUUGGCAAAAUCUCAUGUGUCUCGUUGCAGCAUGGAUAAUUGGUUAUCUUUGCGUGGCAAAGAGUAUUAAGACUUCCGGUAAAGUCGUCUACUUUACCACCAUUUUCCCCUACGUGAUUCUAACGAUUUUGGUGGUAAGGAAUGUUACCCUAGAUGGCGCAGUUGACGGAAUAGUUCUUUAUCUGACCCCCCAGUGGGAGAAGCUUUUAGAGGCUGACAUGUGGGGAAAUGCAGCGUCUCAAACCUUCUACUCAUUUGGCAUAGCCUGUGGGUCAUUAAUAACAUUAGCUUCGUACAACAAAUUCAAUACCAAUUGCUUGAAAGGCGCUGUGGUUGUAACUGCAGCAAACGCGUUUACAUCUGUUUACGCAGGUUUAGCAAUUUUUGCUGUGUUAGGAUUUUUGGCCAAACAGCUGGACGUUCCGGUAGACGAGGUUGCAUCCGAUGGGCCUGGUUUGGCUUUCAUUGCCUACCCGGAAGCUAUUCUACUACUGCCUUUGUGUCAGUUAUGGGCCGUGAUAUUCUUCUUGAUGCUUUUUGUCCUCGGAAUUGGAUGCCAAUUCGCUGGAUUGGAAGCCGUCAACACCACGAUAGUUGACAGAUGGCCUAAACUAAGGAAUUACCAAGCAUACGUCAUGUUAGGGAUAUGCUUCAGUUGUUUUCUUCUUGGAAUACCGAUGUGUUUCAAUGGCGGGAUUUAUUUAUUUACUUUGUUAGAAUGGAACACUGCGUCAUGGGCGAUUUUGCCUAUCGGCCUAUUGGAGAUUGUUUCUGUUUCAUGGGUUUAUGGGUGUAGGAGGUUUCUGGGACACAUGACGUCUAUGGGAAUGGUCAUGAAAGGUUUUACGUAUUGGUUUUGGUGGACGUGUUGGGUGAUUGUCGCUCCGGUUGCUUGUAUUGCGGUUUGCGUUUUUCAAUUGGCCAAUUAUAAACCUGCGUCGUAUGGAUCUUACGUGUUUCCAGAAUGGGCUGAUGCCAUAGGGUUGAUGAUUGGGAUUAUAACUUUGUUGCCAUUACCGAUUGUUGCAGUUGUUAUGGCUAUUCGAGAAAAAUAUAAAUUAAAAGAGUGGAUAGUGCCUUUAAAUACUUGGGGGCCGCAAAAUAAUAAAAGUAUUAGUCAAGAAAUAUUAACGACUGAUAAUCAGAGGACUUGAAUUGUGAAAUAAAUACUUACAUCAAGAAAAAAUACUAUUGGAAAGUAGUUAAAUGGCAUCUAAUUCUUUCGGAUAAAAAAGGAAGGGUGAAUUUGGUCUUUGAAACGAGACAUUUGUUAUGAUAAACAUGGAAUCUGUUUCUUAUUUGUUUAAAAUGUACGUUUUUGUACAAUAAUAUUGUAAAUGUAACACAUGAAAACUAUUGUCUUAAAUCCAUCUUACUAUUCUUUAUUAAACUACAAAAAA